AUGGGAUUGAUCAAGAGCUGCUUCCAAUUGAUGGCGGGAACGAUCUUCGGAGUGUACGUAGCCCAGAAUUAUGACGUCCCCGACCUUAACAAGCUCUACAAAGGUGGUGUAUCUAUGUUUAAGGUUUAUGAGGAGAAUUUCCGCAAGCCCAAGAAGGAAAGGGGAGAGUGA
Molecule: messenger RNA, 171 nt
Organism: Oldenlandia corymbosa var. corymbosa
Lineage: Eukaryota; Viridiplantae; Streptophyta; Magnoliopsida; Gentianales; Rubiaceae
Source: the annotation of a GenBank genome assembly